CACAAUGAAGCUCUGUGUGAUUCUUGUCAUUGCAAUGAUUCUGCCAGUGAACGCUGAGUUUGUGUACAAGUUCACUCGUCUGAUCACAUGCAGUGACUCUGUAAAUGAAUCUCAAUAAUUAUUUACUCUGGAUGGGAAUGAAAUAAUCUUUGCAGAUUACACCACCAUGCAGCAAAUCAGCCGACUUCCUCCGUUUGCAGACCCAGUUGAUUUUCCACAAUUGAAUGAGUUCACCAUUAUUGAAAGAUAUGACUGUCUUCAGGACAUGAAUUAUGCGAUAGCAGUGAUUGGCAGUUCACCUGAGUACAGCGAGCCUCCAGAGGUCAGCAUCUACCCAAAACACAAUGUGGUGCCUGGAGUAGAAAAUAACUUCAUCUGCUUUAUGAAGAAUUUCUAUCCUCCACACAUCAAAGUUAACUGGAUGAGGAACGGUGAGUCAGUGACAGAGGGAGUGUACAACAGCCAGCUUUCAAUGAACACAGACGGAACCUUCAAUUCAUUCUCCAUCCUGACGAGUUCUCCGACUGAAGGAGAUGAAUACAGCUGCACGGUGGAGCAUGAAGCUCUGGACUCACCUCAGACCAGAACAUGGGAUGAACCAGUGUUAAUUCAGUGUGUAACUCCAGUGGUGGUGUUUGCAGUGGGAAUUGCUGUUGGAAUACUGGGAUUAGCUAUAGGAAUGUUCUUCGUCAUUAAAGCAUCAUGUUCCUGUUAAGUGACUGUUAUGACCCUGAAGAUUAGUUUCCUUAACAGCAUGUCCCCUUGUGAUUUAUUCCUCUAACAGCUACCACAGCAAUGAUUACAAUUUUGAACCAAGUGA
Neoarius graeffei (lesser salmon catfish) is the source of this 820-nucleotide messenger RNA. RefSeq names its product H-2 class II histocompatibility antigen, A-S alpha chain-like. The transcript is spliced from 4 exons. Gene Ontology annotation, biological process: peptide antigen assembly with MHC class II protein complex; immunoglobulin production involved in immunoglobulin-mediated immune response; antigen processing and presentation of exogenous peptide antigen via MHC class II. The coding region runs from base 167 to 715 and encodes 182 amino acids. The record is from RefSeq and is a predicted model, not a curated record. Gene Ontology annotation, cellular component: MHC class II protein complex. Gene Ontology annotation, molecular function: MHC class II protein complex binding. Lineage: Eukaryota; Metazoa; Chordata; Actinopteri; Siluriformes; Ariidae.